UUUUUUUUUUGUUUUUGUUGUUUUAUAUUAUUUUUGUACAUGACUAAAUCAAACCCACAAGAUAAAAGGGUCUCUUCAUCGUCAACUUGGUUGAUAAAUUGGUUUACACAUUUCACAAAACCAACUGUGCCUGCACAAACAAAAUUACCAUGGAAAAAGAACAAGUCUUCUAUAUCAGUUACUGAGCCUAUUGAGAUACAAAGGCCCAGCAUAACCAUAUCCACAGCCUCCUCAGAUAGAAGAGGCUCACAGCAGACACUCAGUAACAGUUCACUUACAUCGGAUGAUCAGUAUUCGACAACAGCCGCGUCAUAUUAUCAGAGACGUGAUAGCUCUGAGCGGUCCAUGUUGUCUGAACUCUGGUCAAAAGCAAAACGUCGCCAUCCUCAUUAUCCACGAUUUCAGACUUCCAAAAAGAGCCACGAUACAAUUUCUUGUCCUUCUUCUUAUCACCGUUAUUAUACCAGUCAUAUUCCACAACAUCUCAAGCGACAUUCUAUCAGCUCAUCUUUUCUGACAAAUUCUGUAGACAACACACCUUGUGUAUCACGACCAAACUCUAUUAUUUAUACCCCUUCUCAGCCUACCUCGCCCUUUAUUAAAAAUCAAAGUUCAGAAGAUGUGAUUGACCACUUUUUGUUAGAGGACCCUAUUCAAGAGCGUUGGACAAUUAAACAUGAACUGAUUAAACUAGCUAUAGACGGGCUGUUUUCUAUCCCUGAAAUGGUUACACUGCCUUUAUCCAUUGAAAAGCAUGUGCUACAGAUAGGAUGUGGCGAUGCUGCUUGGGCUUUGGAUGUGGCUUCUCAAUACCCAAGGUGGAUGAUUGUUGGCUUGGAUGAUGACAAUGAGUACAGUAGUCCUGAUGAAUUUCCUAUUCUGUCCACAGCAGCAACAACCAUUAUUACAAAAAGAAACAUCAUACCUAAAAACUUUAAAUUGAUUCGUUGUCAUUCACUGCUACAGGGACUUCGUAGUUUGCCUGAUAAUACGUUUGAUUUUAUAGAGAGUCGAUUCCUUGUUCUCACUUAUACCUUUGAACAAUAUCAACAACUCAUGACAGAAUGCCUAAGGGUCUGUAAACCAGGUGGUUAUAUUGAACUGAUGGAGAUGGACAUGCGUAUCUAUCAUCAACGACUUUUGUCCUGCCCUGUAACUCAUUUACUUAAUAAUGAAGUGAUCAGUGUGAUUGAAUCUAAGAAAUUGGACCCACGACUUGCUAGACGAUUACUUGACUUGGUGAGUCCAACUAUCACCACAAAAGCAAAGUAUGUUUCUUUACCUAUUGGUGUCUGGGGUGGUCGCUUGGGUGUUAUCUUUCGAGAUGAUAUUCAUCAUCUGAUUGAAUCUUUUCAACCUCAUAUUGCUGAAUUAAAUUCAGUUCAAUGUCGAACAGAAGACGAAUUAGAGAGCAAGAUUGAGAUGAUGGAUCAAGAAGUGGAUGCCAAUCGUUCUUUUAUGAACCUACAUUUACUCUUUAUUUCCAAGAGUUGGUGAAAAUCCAAUAAAAAAAAUUAUCUAAGCAUUGUGACGCGCUUUCUCUCUGCCCUUGUUGUCACG
Messenger RNA from Gilbertella persicaria, 1560 nucleotides. RefSeq lists its product as uncharacterized. The record is from RefSeq and is a predicted model, not a curated record. The transcript has 4 exons. The coding region runs from base 40 to 1497 and encodes 485 amino acids. NCBI's taxonomy places the organism in Eukaryota, Fungi, Mucoromycota, Mucoromycetes, Mucorales, Choanephoraceae. Gene Ontology annotation, molecular function: S-adenosylmethionine-dependent methyltransferase activity.